UGCGCUGUGUGUGAGUGCGUGGAAGGGGACACAAGGGGGAAGUAGGGGGAAGAAGGGGGAGAAGGGGGGUGAAACAUGACUGUGGUGACCGGAGAGAACCUGGAUGAGACUGUGGCACUCCAGGACGUGCACGACCCGGAGCGCGCCGACAACCACGACUGCUGCGAGCGCGUGGUGGUCAACAUCUCGGGGCUGCGCUUCGAGACGCAGCGGAAGACACUGGCCCGGUUCCCACGCACGCUCCUCGGGGACCCGCGCAGGAGGAUGCGCUACUUCGACCCGCUGAGGAACGAGUACUUCUUCGACCGGAACCGGCCCAGCUUCGACGCCAUCCUGUACUACUACCAGUCCGGGGGGCGGCUCCGGAGACCCGUGCACGUGCCCGUGGACAUCUUCAUGGAGGAGCUCAAGUUCUACGAGCUCGGGGAGGAGGUGAUCGAGAACUUUAAGGAGGACGAGGGCUUCAUCCGGGAGGAGGAGCGGCCCCUGCCGGAGAAGGAGUUCCAGAAGCAGGUCUGGCUCCUCUUCGAGCACCCGGAGAGCUCGGGACCCGCGCGCGGCAUCGCCAUCGUAUCCGUGCUCGUGAUCCUCAUCUCCAUCGUGAUCUUCUGCCUGGAGACUUUACCGGAGUUCAGAGAGGAGCCGCGCGCGUUUGGGGAGCUGCCGGCGGGGAACGGAACCGCGCGCGCCAAGAAGCCGAACCCGUUCACGGACCCGUUCUUCAUCGUGGAGACGCUGUGCAUCAUCUGGUUCUCCUUCGAGCUGCUGGUGCGGUUCCUCGCGUGUCCGAGCAAGCCCGCAUUCUUCAAGAACAUGAUGAACUCCAUCGACAUCGUGGCCAUCAUGCCCUACUUCAUCACGCUGGGGCUCGAACUCGCGGAGCACCAGGGGAACGGGCAGCAGGCCAUGUCCCUGGCCAUCCUGAGGGUCAUCCGCCUGGUGAGGGUCUUCCGCAUCUUCAAGCUGUCCCGCCACUCCAAGGGGCUCCAGAUCCUCGGUCAGACCCUGAAGGCCAGCAUGCGGGAGCUGGGUCUGCUCAUCUUCUUCCUCUUCAUCGGCGUCAUCCUCUUCUCCAGCGCCGUCUACUUCGCCGAAACCGACGACCCGGACUCGGGCUUCACCAGCAUCCCCGACGCCUUCUGGUGGGCCGUGGUCUCCAUGACGACGGUGGGCUACGGGGACAUGUGCCCGGUGACCAUCGGGGGGAAGAUCGUGGGCUCGCUGUGCGCCAUCGCCGGCGUGCUGACCAUCGCGCUGCCGGUGCCGGUCAUCGUGUCCAACUUCAACUACUUCUACCACCGCGAGACGGAGGGCGAGGAGCAGUUCCGGUACACGCACGUGACCUGCGGCCAGCAGCAGUUCGGGGAGCUCGAGCGCAGCGACAGCGGCUCGUCCGUGUCCAAGAUGGACCACCGGGACCGGGACGACGCGGACUCCGUGAAGCGCACCAACUGCAGCCCGCAGAGAGGCUGCAGCGGGAGGCUCACCGACGUGUGACCCCCCACCGGGAGGAGACGCGUUCAAGGAGCAUCAGAGGAACCCGCAUCCACCACGCGCACGUCUUCCAUCACGCACGGCGAGUCAGGGAGGCUUAGAAAUGAUUGUAGCACUUUAAUAUGAUUAAUAUGAUUAUUCAUAAUUCUCUUAGUAAUUUAUUGUAAUGAUAAUAAUGCAGCUUUAACGUUUACAUUCAUCUUAUUUUAUGUCUGAGGCAACACGAGACCAAAUAAACCCAAAUAUGCAACUGAAGAGGCUCACACACACGCACGAACACACGCACACACACGCGCACGCACACACACACACACACACACACACACACACACUAAACUCCUCAGUUUGUGAAUCAGGUUUUUACUGUUUUUUCUCAAACCACGCCCCCACGUGGAGGAGCCCCGCCCACCAUGUGGAGGCAGUUUCUAUAGCAACCCUCCAGACUUUUCUCCCCGUAUCGUCUGCAAUGAGGAACUAAUGAGAUGCAGGAAAUGAUCCCAACUGACACUAAUAAUCUGGCCAGUGACGUCAUCUAAAAGUGCAGAGUUCAUGUGUUUGAGAGAGCAAAAAAGAUUAUAUUUAUAUUUAUCGGUUUAAUAUCAGCUAAAUUUAGAAACAUUUAUUGCCACAUGUUGCACAUUGAGGAAUUUUACUUGAUGAAUAUAAGAAUGAAAACAGAAUAAAACAAAAGGUUUUUCCUUUGUUAGAAAUAUCUCAAAAUAAAUAUAUGAGACGGAAAAAAACAUCUUAUAGAGAGAUAUAAAAAUAAGUUUUUUGUGAGUAAAAUAAGUUGAUUUGGAAUCUUUGAAACAGAAUUUCCUUCUUUAAUAAUCUUUAAUAAGCUCGUUAGGUAAAUGUAACAUUUUGAAAAUCUAAAUUUAGGUUUUUAUAUUUUAUUUUAAGUUGUGUCACAUUUUAUAUUUGUUCAGAGCGUCACAAAUAAACAACAAACAUCAACAUUUUUAAAAUUCCACUUGACAAUUUUAGUUGCGUUACUUUAACUUAAACCCCUUAAAUACUGAACGAUGAUGACGUCGCUUCCUGCUGGAAGAACUUAAUGGAUCUCAGAGAAGCAACAAGUCGCCUCUUCAAAGUUUACAAAAGGACAAACGGAAUAAAAAGGUUGCGUUCAAGGCCUGUGAGAUUAUCAGCUGCUGAGUCAUCGACACGCGGACGACCAAAAGAUUCACAACAGCGGAGGGCAGGUGAAGAACGACGAGAGGGAUCGAGAGCCCUGCUUCCUCCUCCUCCUCCUCCUCCUCCUCCUCCUCCUCCUCCUCCUCCUCCUCCUCCUCCCCAAAAACAAAAACAACAUUAUCUAUAUUUUUUGAUCAUCAUGUUUUAUAUGGAGAGGAAUUCUUUUAAUUCUUUUCUAGAUUUUUAACAUUUUUUUAACGUGUUUAUUGUAAAAAAUAUUGAAAUAUGAGGAAUGUUGGUUUGGAGAAUCGAGGAGUCAUCGCCUGCACACGUUUGACUCCAGCUUCCAUGUGAUUGUGAUGCGUGUUUUGACCAGAAUGCUGUUUCUCUUGUUAUUUCUGAUUAUUGAUGACGUCUACCUCGUCUCCGCCGCUCGCAUCUUCUGAUUUAAGGAAUAAAAACGCUCCUCAAACUGCCGGUUGAGUAAAAAAAGAAGCUAAAAAUGCUUGAGGAAAUGUGUAAGUAAAACGCAUGAAGUAGGGAUGAAUAGAAGUUAGUGUUGGGCAAGGAUUAGAUAAAAAAUAAUUGAAAACAAACUUUAAUCGCAUGAUUUUUGCGAUUAGUUGCGAUUAAUUGCAAAAUGUAAUAAAUCAUUCAAAAGUAGUGUGCGCAGAAUGUGACUUUUAACCGCAGACCUCCGUUUACCAAGGAGUCGUUAAAUAUUUCUUGAAAAUCGAAACUUAAAAAUGAAUUCAAUCCAAGGCAUUAAUCGAUAAAUGUUUAGUGCAAUAAUAUGUAUGAAUAAGAUGUGAUAAUCCAUCAUCAGCCUUUUAUCCAAGCAUCCAGAACCUGACUCCACCCUUUCAUUUGCACAUUUAAAUUCAUUGGUGGGUUCCCUCUGUACAGGACUUUAUUUGACUGCUUAUCUUCCAGUCUUUGUGCUAACCCCCCCAUCCCCCCUCUGUGUUAGCUUAGCUUGGCUAAAGGGCUGGGAGCAGUGGGAAACUGCUAGCUUAGCAUAUGACAUCCAACGCCUCAAAGCGGUCUGGUUUCCAUGGUUUCAGGGUUAUUUAGUGUCUGAGCGACUUGGUCCAUCAAAGACAAGACAAGUUAUUGAAGGGACGAGGCGCUAUGAGGACAGACAGGGCGGGUCGGUCCUCGAUGCUGCUCGACCUCUGAUUGGCUCGUCCCGAUAUUCCCACCCUCACCCCGACCAGUUCCACUGACCGGGGCAUCGGGUACCAGCCAAUCAGAGCCAUCGAGAACUUGCUUCUUCAAUUUCAAGAUGCCUUUAGCGUAGCUUAGCAAAGACACUGUUAGGAGGUGUUAAUAUAAACAAAUAUGUGAGGCUGUAUUGUAGAAGUGGUUAGCUUUGGAGCUACUUGUUAGCAUUUUGAAUGGUAGCCUUUAGCUUGGUCUCAUCCACAUUCAUCUUAUUCAAAUCCAACAAAACUUUCUUCUUUAUUUUACUGGUUAUCUUCCAGUCUUUGUGCUAACCCCCCCCCCCCCCCCCCUGCUCACAUGGAAGGUCAGCGACCUUCAGGCCGGGUCUGAAGGUCGGUUGAUCUGUUGUUCUGAGGGAGGACUUUCGCUUUAUUGAUCAUUAAAGUCUGCUUUUAAUGCACAAAUAAGAAAAACAGCAAUAAUGCUUUUUGCGAUCUACUUUUUUACAAAAUAAAUCUUUAGUCCUGAUCAGUUUUAAUCAGUUGUUUCAGAUCAAUUCUUAUUUUCUGUGUGCUUUUGUUUUUUCCACCACUGUGAAGCCGGAUUGGAACUGUGUGUAGGUACAUGUGUGUACAUGUGUGUAAAUGUGUGUGUCGUUUGUGUACAUAUGUCUACACGUGUGUGUUGUUUUUGUACCUGUGUGUACUUGUGUGUGUGUACAUUUUCUUAUUAAAUCACAAUAUUUGUCAGUGAAUGUUGAGCUGUGAAAGGCUUCAUAAGUUCCACUGUAGAAGUGACCAGUUGUUAGAGAAUAAUACGAAAUAUUAACAAAAUAACAAUGUCGUCAGCAGCAGAGUGAUUUAAAGUUGAGAGUGCCUUAAUCAUCAGCUCAUUUAAAGAGGAGGAGUGUCUUUAGAUUGUAUUUAAAUAGUAAUAUAUCUGUAAUAACGUGUCGUAGAUGAAUGUGAAGUCUUUCUGCUACAAAUAAAGUAAAAAAUGAAGCUAAAAAAAACAAGAACGAGGAUUGUUUUGAGGUAAAUUAAUUUGUUUAACAAUUAUUCAUAUUUCUUGUUUGUUUUACUCUUUAAUAAAAAACAGAUUGUUAAACCGUGCAAAUGUUAUUUUUCAGGUCAAGGAGGAAUGUCCAGAUCCAAAUAUGUUUUAAUAUUUCUUGAGUAUUUUCUGGAUUGUAAUCUUCUGUUUUGUGAUUUGUAAUCCUGAAGUUAAAAAAAGGAAAUAUGCAGAUAAUCUCCUUGUGAAUAAUGAAGUCAUUUGUGAUUUGGGCUGAAACAACAUUUGCAAUUGUGUCCUCUGAACAUUUCAUGUCCUCAUACAAUCUUAAUUCAUUCACUUAUUAGCCCUGGAGCUACGUUAGGAGCAGUCUGAAGCUACUUAAGACACUUUAUCCAAACUCUAACUGAUUUAAGAAAAACCAGUACAAAGAAAAGAUUUGUGUUUCACAAACUGAGUCGAGCCUAAAAAAGCUUUUUAGGUGUUUAAUGAUAUAGUUCAUCAUUCAGCAGUUAAAAAGGUAGCUGUUUUUAUGCUAAGCUAACUGAAGCCUCAUAGUUAAUAGAAGAAGUAAAAUGAUUAAUCUCCCAAAUCUUAUAGUAAUUAUUUGCUGCUUCAGAUGUUUUAUUUCUAAAUGUCCUGUAAAGCUGUUUGUAAAAAACGGAACGAAAACAUCGCUCAACUUGUGUCGAUCUUUUUUUUAUAAAUUGCUUGUGUCCGUGUUUCUGGUUUAAAGUUAAAGAACCGAAAAAAGAGGACAAGUUCCCACCCGAUGUAAAGCGUGCUGGACUUGGUCGUCCUGUAUUAUAACAGAGGCAUUCUGGGUAUUCAUGGUGGCCUUUUGUUUAUCUUUACUGUCCCAACAUUGUGAAGGACAUCAUGUACGUCAAAGUUCAUGUUUUUACCUCCUGUUCAUCAAAUAAAUGCUGUGCUCAAA
Messenger RNA from Pungitius pungitius (ninespine stickleback), 5743 nucleotides. RefSeq names its product shaker-related potassium channel tsha2. The coding region runs from base 76 to 1497 and encodes 473 amino acids. Lineage: Eukaryota; Metazoa; Chordata; Actinopteri; Perciformes; Gasterosteidae. Gene Ontology annotation, biological process: protein homooligomerization; potassium ion transmembrane transport. Gene Ontology annotation, cellular component: membrane; voltage-gated potassium channel complex. The transcript is spliced from 2 exons. The record is from RefSeq and is a predicted model, not a curated record. Gene Ontology annotation, molecular function: delayed rectifier potassium channel activity; protein binding.